This is a messenger RNA of Postia placenta MAD-698-R-SB12, 2080 nucleotides long. RefSeq lists its product as hypothetical. Gene Ontology annotation, cellular component: nucleus; mitochondrial outer membrane; cytosol. The record is from RefSeq and is a predicted model, not a curated record. Lineage: Eukaryota; Fungi; Basidiomycota; Agaricomycetes; Polyporales; Adustoporiaceae. Gene Ontology annotation, molecular function: protein binding. Bases 1 to 1776 code for a protein of 591 amino acids. The transcript is spliced from 14 exons.
AUGGUGGAAGCAGAAGACUACUGUAAACAACGUGACCCUAAACGAGAGAAUUUGUACUUUGCCACGGGAUAUGGCCUGAUCCAGUGCUUCAAGGGUCUCAUGUCUUUCGAGGACGAGGAUCUUUUGUCGGGACUCAACUAUGUGCGAGAAGGGAAUAUAGUCGCGAACAGGCACCGGAAACCAUCAGCAUCAUUGCCCACGCGUCUUGCAGGUCUCGUAUUAGGAUCACUUAACACCUCGGGCGUCGGAUGGAUCAAGAACAUGACCCCUGUAGAGCGCCAUGCUGAACUUGUCUACGCAGAAAGUCUGUUCGAGAAGGCUCUCCUUGGUAUCGUCUAUUCCGGAGACUGGCUCGCAUUCAUCAAAGAAGCACUAAACAUGAGGACAACUAUCAACAUCUACCGUCAAUUAGGCAAAUAUAUAGAAACAAUGGAUGCUGAGGCGGAGGCACGCGGCGAGGGCCCUGAGGACAAGUCUAUUGAUCCGCACUUCCGCUCAGGCGUGUACCUCGGUGUCGGGAUGUCAAACGUCAUCUUAUCGCUUAUGCCGUCCAAGUUGCUCACAGUUAUCGAGCUGUUUGGGUAUCGUGGGGAUCGUCAUACCGGCCUCACAUAUUUGAUGAAAUCUGGAGGGUGGUCAGCGGACUCUGACACACCGGCCGUCAGUCUUGAGCAGGAGGGUAUCCGUCGGCCAAUGUGCGACAUGGCAUUGCUGCUUUUCCACCUCGUGCUCUCAAGCAUCACAUUUGACGGCGUCGACAUCGAGAUGGCACAGAAGAUCCUGGAUUAUAACGUCAAGCGGUAUCCAAACGGUGUCUUUUUCCUCUUCGGGCAGGGGCGCAUGGCGCUGUGUCGCGGACGACCAGCAGAAGCGAUCAAGUAUUACACGAAGGCAGUCGAGGCGCAAAACCAAUACCGCAACAUGUACCACAUCUCGCACUGGGAGAUCGCUGUUGCGAACCUCGCGCUGUGGGACGUCUCGGCGUCGCUGACGUACUGGCGGAUGCUAAGUGAUGAUGCCACUUGGUCGAAGGCGACGUACACGUAUGGCGUGGCGGCAUGUUUGCUGCAGCUCGGAGGCGAUGAGGAGCGCGCAGAGGCAGCGAAACUCAUGAACAAGGUCCCCGGGAUGCGACAACGCAUCGCGGGCAAGUCAAUACCUCUAGAGAAAUUCAUCGCGCGAAAGGCGCGGAAGUUCCAGGACCAGGGCGGGCGCUUGGCCCUCCCUGCGCUGGAACUCGCAUAUAUUUUCCUGGCAAUCGCGCGUUCUCCACGCAACAUCAUCAUGACCAAGAUGCUGCCGCCGAUCGAAGAGCUCCUGACCAAGCUGAAGCAGCACAAGAGCAAUCCGUCGGCGUACGAAGGCGGCCGUGGGUACUGGGACGACCUGUGCUUGGCGCAUUUCCUGAAGGGCAUCUGUCUGCGAUAUGUCGCUUAUCCGGACGCGGAUGCAGUGAUCGAUCCUGACGAGAAGAUUGCUAUUGCGCAGGCCGAUGCACAACGGGACGCGUUAUCCUCGUUCGAGGCUGUCUUCGCUGAUGGUGGCCGUAUCACGCUCGAUCACCACCUCAUCUAUUAUGCCCAUUACGAGUAUGGCCGACUCUUGGCAUGCAAAGGGGAUAAACAGGGUGCACGAGAGCACCUAGAACUAGUCAUGUCUGGCAAGCCGCUUGAGGGUCCAGCAGGAAAUAGGAAGGGAAAGUACAGCUUGGAGAAUGCUCUUCACGUCCGUACGCAUGCUGCUCUCGAAGCAUUGGAUCACAAGACCCGCCUCUAAGUCGUACUUCAAGCUGACCGCAUUCGAUUCCCCUCAAGGACAUUGCCAGAUCGAACAGCAUCUUUUUAGACUUAUAUUGUGCUAUCAGUUUAUUGCUUUAUUCCUGUUUAUCUCACUUACGACAAAGACAUACACCCGCCUAUUCUUGUAUGAAUGUUUCGCUUGACACCGAACAUGUAGAUCCCGGCGAUUCCUCUUGGGCACACUCAGCUCGGAUGAGUUGGAGGGGAGGUCAGCAACGAGAUUUAACUGUGUGGAUGAUAAAUGCCACCAUAUCAUAGUUGCUGCAUCACUAUAUGUCUGG